AUGUGUGCCUGCCGGGACCUGAUUGGUGGGCUGGCAGAGGACUUCCCUGUCCCUCCCCCGCCCAAGUUUCCAGGAGCCGCUAUUGCCAGAUCUAAGUCGCUGAUCCAGUCUGGGAGCCGGGUAUCCCCUUCUCCUCGACGUUGUCAUCUCAGUAGCGCGGUGGAGUGUGGCUUGCGCGGACCUACUGUGCGUGUGUACUCAGUACUCGCAGCUCUUCAGGAUACUCCUGGUUCCGCCAUGAUCAAGCUGCUGCAGGCGGGCGCCGUGCCUUUCGGCUUCACCUCCGACAUGAGUGAGGGUGACUCUCCUUACCCCUGCGGCGAAUGUUCUUAUGCCCUUCGGAUGAACUGGCGCCACGACCACAGAUCACAAGCGGACGGGUUCAGGCUGCUGCCAGACAUCAUUACGAGCAACACGCCACCGCCGUCACCCCUGCCACGAUCACGUUCCUGUCUCGCCUUUUUCCACGAGAAGACUCACAGUCAGACGUCCCUCGCCGCCCCAGCCUCAUCCAACACCCUGAACGGGAGUGAUGUGGACGGAGAGGCGAGGCUGAGUCACGUCCUUGAGGUACGACGCCACCUGCACAGGGACGCCCCCUCCACCUCCACUGCUCACUUGCCCCACCUGACAUGGGUUCUCCCUCACGUCCCAUCCUUCUCCCGCUCCCUAGCAAAAGAUGGAGAGGAGGGACGCCGGAGAGGAAGGGAUGAAGAUGGCGAGCAACAGAGGCUGUGGCGGCAAGUUGGCGGAGACUUACGCAAGAUGGCCGAUCAAUUUGAGGUGUCCUCCAAGGGCAGUACAGAGAUCGUCGUGCCCCCGAUCAGCCUACCAGUCGUGCUCAGCAGGUGUGUGGCUGGCACACUUCUCUGCCUUGUGUGGUGGAGACUGUACCACGGCUCUCGCUGAUCUCACGGGAGGACGUCCUGGGCGAGACGCUUCCCGAGACUCACGUGACUUAGACUGACGAGCGUCACUGGACACCUGCAGCAAGGACAUAGUCACUGGUGGCCGCUGGUCUCUCGUUGCAACACGUUUGGUCUCCAAGCCUUGGACACUUUACUGCUUGGCUCCAACCCUGUCCAAGGCAUGGAGUCGACAAAUCCACACGUAUAGAGGUCCGAGGGGCGACGACCAAUGGCUUCCUAUGUGUCCCGGUGACCACAUGGCAUCCCUGGAACACGUGGGACGCGUGCACCAUCAGCUGAGAACUUUCUUCUCUCCUAGAGUAGUGCACCUAGAGGCUAAGACUCCUGCUAGUUAAGUCCAGUGCGUCGGGCGUCCACAGCCACGUGUUGGCGUUUCAUCCCGCCCGUCUCACUCAACUCACUGCCCACUGUCUUUCACUACAGAUGGAAACGUGGAGAACGCUCGUUAAUAAAGGAUGAAGAAAUUAUCAACAUUCGGUAUACGCUCACGAACUGAAAGUAUAGAAAAAAAAGAAGAAAAGAAAAGACUCGUCCGCACUAGUGUUACAAGGAAUUGUUCACGUUUCUUCAUCUUAUCGAGUGUUGUGAUUAGUUAAAUUAUUAUUUUCUUUUAUAUUUUUACUCUGAGUGUUUAUUGCAAUAGUUAGCAUGUCUUAAGGUGACUUCGCUUGUCAUGAAAGAGUGAAUUCAUUUUUUGCCAGGUGUAGGGCCAGUCAAGGUCACCCAGUGAAGCCUGACCUAGGCCGAUCCCCUACUCUCUUUCCCUCCCCUAUUCUCGCCUCCCGGAUCGCUGCAGGGACGCCCUGAUCUCACUAGCCUUAAGUUCCAAGUUUCUCGCUCAGUAAUGAACUACCAGUCUUUCAGGGGCGUGCUUUGUCUCCAGGUACUUUUGAGUCUUUCAGAGGAGGCGAGAAUGUUUCCUAACUAAUGUCAAUGUCUUUCAAGGUAGAUGUAAGGCGGUGUGUGGGGCGCGAUCUCCCCUUUCCCCAGCAGCCUCGUUCCCCUCGGUCUGUCGGGCGGAACAGUGUGUAGCUUGCGUGGUGGUGCUCUCCGGCGUAUCUGGAGGGUCGGAACUGGCUGGUUGGGACUGGGCGGGACCCACGUUUUAUGAUGGGCUGCGAACACACCGACAAUAAUGCUAUGUCUCUUUUUUGUGUUUGUUGUUUUAUUUAAUUUUCUAUGAUUUUUUUUUAUCUAUUCCCUUAUUUUUGUGGAUGUGUGCUUUUUUUAAUAUUUAGCACGAGGAAUUCUAAAGAAUAGGGACAUUAAUGUUUCGCACAAUUACGGAUACUUUUCCUUGAAGGAGCUUUAUUUACGGGUGAUGUGAACCUGUAGCAUGCGCGAUGCGCGGUCCCAACGCCCUAGACUGGCAAGUUUAUUUCUAUUUCUCGGUAUGUCACUGAUUCCCCGAGUCAUUCAACACCUCAUUAUCUAAUCAUAUUUUGUGAAGCACCAGUUAUAGAGGUGAAAACGGUGCGUUUGAAACUUCCCCGCACCUCCCACAGCUCUAUAAGCCACUGUAGAAGCGACCAUCAUUCCACGUCCCCACGGCACCAGCACCUACAGGCUGAAGGGUUCCCAUGCCUUCCACCUCGGCCCCAGUGCUCCACGUGGCCUGGCUUUCCUACAAUCCUACAUUCUAAUCAUCUCAGCACAACCUAUGAUGAAGGGGGGACCGGCUUUCUUAAUUAAGAACUGCAGCUGCUUCACUGGUGCCAUCUCAAGACGACUGUAAAACAUUCAGCAUUACACAAAUCAGUCUUGCGUCAGUCAGCCAGCAGUCUAGUCAGAGCAGCCCCUCGGAAUAGCCGCGAGAAGUGUGGCGCCUGUAUUCAGAAACGCUCUGCUCUUUCAUUACGGCUAUUUUCAAAGAUCACAGAAAUUAUUAGACAGGUUUUCAAAGUUUCUCUUGUUAGUAAUGUAGAAAUCUUGUCAAUCUAUCACUAGAGCAGUGAAAAUAUCCUUAAAACACUGUGGUAUUUCAACUUUAUUGUCUUCUGAAGUAUACAGUGGAGGUGCUGCGCAGAAGGAUUUCAGAAUGUUCCUAGGUCUUGGCUGGGAGGGGCUGCAAACGUCUAUCGUUCAGACAUUACUCAUGGCCGCGCCGCCAGCCGAUCACUAAGCUCUCCUUCACCUCUUGACCUUGCUUCAUCUUAUCUUAGCGUGCCAUUAUAGAAGGAGUGGAUUUAAUCAUGAAAGAAAACUUUUCUUUAUCCCCCCCCCAUGAGUGACUACUCUGCAUGGGAAUUUCACGGAACAUUUUUUUUCCACGACCUUACUCAUGUAUUUUCCAAUGAUCUCAUUUUUGUACGACAUUUUAGGAGAUAAUUGAAUAAAAGACU
Portunus trituberculatus (swimming crab) is the source of this 3271-nucleotide messenger RNA. RefSeq lists its product as uncharacterized. NCBI's taxonomy places the organism in Eukaryota, Metazoa, Arthropoda, Malacostraca, Decapoda, Portunidae. The record is from RefSeq and is a predicted model, not a curated record. Bases 1 to 909 code for a protein of 302 amino acids. The transcript is spliced from 4 exons.